UGAAGUUGGGUCAAUCCCCAUUGAAGCUUCUGCUGCAUAUCCUAGUCUUCAUCAUCCAUAGUUUGGUAACACUAGAACUUCAAAGCCAGCACCCCAUCACCACCACAACCAACAAAAGCAACAACACUAUUAUUAUUGUUGUUGUUGUUGUUGUUUCUUUUGUAGAAGCAGCUACAGGGAAUGAAUCAGAAUCCGAAAUUAUUCCAAUUCUAUACAUAAGAAAAAGGAAAAAAAAAAAAAAAGAAUGGGAAAGAAGCAAUCUUUGCGUAGCAAAGCUACCCAGAUUGUAUCUGUUAUCCUGAAUCCAAUAUCUGACUCUGACACUCUCAAACACCCUCCUCCAACACCUUCUGAUGAGGUAGGGGGAUUAGGAGGAACAACAAGUGAACCAGAGAAACCUGAAGAGGGUAGCAAUGAUUUAGUUGAUGGCCCUGAUACCUCAUCUUUCAGUGCAUUUCUAUAUUCUUUCUUGUCUUCAUCAGAUGCUGGAGGAGAUAAUGCAAAGGUACAUGGACAGAGUGAUGGUAAAGGUGCUUCAGGUGAUGAUAAUAACCCUUUACCCGAUUCAUCGUUGAAGGAGAAUAAUGGUGGAAAGAAAAGCUUGUUCUCUAGGAGUAAGCAAUCACUUGGUAGAGUUAUUCGCCAAGCCGCUAGGAUCGGUGGAUUUCGCCAUCAGGGGCGAAAGGAUAAUAAUUCCGAAAUGAAUUCUGAUUGUCUAAAUGGUUCUGGAUUGAAUGGUGUUGAGAUGAAUCAUCUUUCAACUGUGAAAGGGAAAGAAUCAGAGUCUGUGUCUUUGGUUGACAUGCCAGAAAUUUCUGAGCCGUCGAUGCUCCUUUCAGACGCGAUGAGAAGUACUCUCUAUGCUUCUCUUCCUGCUCUUGUUCAUGGAAGGAAGUGGCUGUUGCUGUACAGCACUUGGAGGAACGGUAUAUCACUUUCAACCCUUUAUCGAAGAAGCAUGCUUUGGCCUGGAUUGAGUUUGCUGGUUGUCGGAGACCGAAGAGGAGCAGUGUUUGGAAGCUUAGUUGAAGCACCUCUUAGACCAUCCAACAAGAAAUACCAGGGAACAAACAGUACAUUUGUUUUCACAAGUAUUUCUGGCCAUCCUGUUAUAUAUCGUCCAACAGGGUUAAACCGCUAUUUCACACUAUGCAACACUGAGUUCUUAGCAAUUGGAGGGGGAAGUCAUUUUGCGCUUUAUUUGGAUGGUGAUCUAUUGAAUGGCUCAAGCUCGGUCUCGGAAACCUACGGAAAUCCUUGCCUUGCGAAUUCUCAAGAUUUCGAAGUGAAGGAAGUAGAGGUGCUCAUGCAACUUCUUCGAUUCUUCUCACUUGCACACAAUUUAUGGGGCUUUGUGUAUGCUUCAAAAUAUGAUGAAGUACUUGCAUUUAGCAGAACAGAGGCACCUGGCAUCUGUCGAUGGUAAAUUUCGCGGAAUAUUUACCUGAUGUGAAUAAGUCAAAGAGGUUUGGACUUUGGAGCCGCAUUUCAUGGUGGAAUUAUGUUCACUUCCCCUCUUGAGCAAUGCGAAGUUCGUGUACAAAGAUAAAAUGUUGAAGUCUUAUGUAUCCAAUUAUGUUAAAACUAACAAUGUUGAAAGAAAAUGUUAUAACUAAGGAACGCAUGUAAAUACCAAAGCCUGUAUAUAUGGAGUCCGUACACAUGAAAAAGUCAGUCAAUUUUGUUCAGGAUACAAAUUGGAGCAAAUUUAUGUUUUUGAGCUAUUUUCAAGUAGAAA
This is a messenger RNA of Arachis ipaensis, 1738 nucleotides long. NCBI's taxonomy places the organism in Eukaryota, Viridiplantae, Streptophyta, Magnoliopsida, Fabales, Fabaceae. The record is from RefSeq and is a predicted model, not a curated record.